Nicotiana attenuata is the source of this 564-nucleotide messenger RNA. Its product is annotated as monothiol glutaredoxin-S2-like. The record is from RefSeq and is a predicted model, not a curated record. The transcript has a single exon. Lineage: Eukaryota; Viridiplantae; Streptophyta; Magnoliopsida; Solanales; Solanaceae. The coding region runs from base 93 to 401 and encodes 102 amino acids.
UAAAGAAACUCAAAACACAAAGCUUUUUCGUUUCUAGUAGUCUUCACAAAUUCUUCUUUCAACACAAAUCUUUAACCAAAUAUUUAAACAUUAUGGAUAUGGUGAUGAAGUUGGGUGCACAAAGUCCAGUUGUGAUUUUUAGCAGAAGUACUUGUUGCAUGUCUCACACUAUCGAAACGUUAAUUCGAAAUUUCGGAGCAAAUCCUACAGUUUAUGAGCUUGAUAGACUUCAGAAUGGGAGGGAAUUGGAAAGGGCAUUGAUUGAAUUAGGGUGUCAACCAAGUUUUCCUGCUGUGUUCAUAGGAAAUGAAUUGGUUGGUGGUUCUAAUGAAAUCAUGAGUCUCAACAUUAGAGGCAAACUCAAGCAAUUGCUCAUUAGGGCUAAUGCAAUUUGGGUAUAGAAAUAUAUACUUUAAAUUUCUAGCUAAAAAGUGUAGGGCUUGAUGUCAUUUUUGGGCAGCAAUGUACCUAGCUAUUGAGGUUUUUUUUUCUCAUCUCCAAUUUUGUGGUUGAUGUAUUAAUAAAGCAAUAUUCUGGCCAUAAUCAAUUACUAGUUCAUAUCCA